Messenger RNA from Hibiscus syriacus, 1482 nucleotides. Its product is annotated as probable polyol transporter 4. Gene Ontology annotation, cellular component: membrane. The record is from RefSeq and is a predicted model, not a curated record. Gene Ontology annotation, biological process: transmembrane transport. The transcript is spliced from 2 exons. Lineage: Eukaryota; Viridiplantae; Streptophyta; Magnoliopsida; Malvales; Malvaceae. Gene Ontology annotation, molecular function: myo-inositol:proton symporter activity. The coding region runs from base 1 to 1482 and encodes 493 amino acids.
AUGGGAGUGCAAGAAGAGAGGAACACAAGAGAAUUGGAUGAAAUGCGAAAUAGUUAUGCUACGAGGAAAUAUGUAUUGGCUUGUUCCAUUUUUGCCUCUCUCAAUUCCGUGCUUCUUGGCUACGAUGUGGGUGUAAUGAGUGGAGCAAUUAUAUUCAUCCAGGCAGAUCUAAAGAUAUCAGAGAUACAAGAAGAAAUCCUGGUGGGAAGUUUUAGCAUAAUUUCACUUUUGGGUAGCUUAGCUGGUGGCAAAACAUCUGACACCAUUGGUAGAAAAUGGACUAUAGCCCUUGCUUCCAUUAUUUUCCAAUCUGGUGCAGCUAUAAUGUCUUUGGCACCUUCUUACCAAAUUCUCAUGAUCGGUAGACUCUUGGCCGGGGUUGGGAUCGGUUUUGGAAUCAUGAUUGCCCCCGUAUACAUCGCCGAGAUAUCCCCUCCCGUUUCUAGAGGUUCUCUUACUUCCUUCCCUGAGAUCUUUGUCAACCUUGGCAUUCUCCUUGGAUACAUCUCCAACUAUGCAUUCUCAGGGUUUUCUGUACAAACAAACUGGCGCAUUAUGCUUGCCGUGGGGAUCCUUCCUUCUGUUUUCAUCGGAUUUACCUUGUGCAUAAUACCCGAAUCCCCUCGCUGGCUCGUGAUGCAAAACCGAGUCGAAGAAGCAAGAUCUGUGCUUUCAAAGACAUACGACAAUGCAGGGGAAGUAGAGGAAAGAUUAGCAGAGAUACAAGUAGCAGCUAGUAUUGCGAAUAAGUACGAAUCAAAAGCAGUAUGGCUCGAGAUAUUAAAUCCGAGUCCCUCCGUUCGACGGAUGUUGAUUACCGGUUGCGGAAUCCAAUGCUUCCAACAGAUGUCUGGUAUCGAUGCAACCGUGUAUUAUAGUCCAACAAUUUUCAGAGAUGCUGGGAUAAAGAUAAACACUGAACUCCUCGUGGCAACAGUGGUUGCCGGCUUCACUAAGACCAUGUUCAUUUUGAUUGCAAUUUUCCUCAUUGACAAAUUAGGUAGAAAGCCUUUGCUCUACAUAAGCACAAUAGGGAUGACAUUUAGCCUAUUCUGUUUGAGCUUCACUUUGACAUUUUUCAAGGAUGAACGGCUCCGGACUGGAAUGGCUAUCAUAUUCGUUUGUAUGAACAUGGCUUUCUUCUCAGUCGGACUCGGACCGAUAUGUUGGGUUGUUUCGUCCGAGAUAUUCCCUCUACGGCUUCGAGCUCAAGCAUCAGGUCUCGGAGCAGUGGGUAGCAGGGUUAGUAGUGGGCUUAUUUGCAUGUCGUUCCUCUCGGUUUCUCGAGCCAUUACUGUAGGAGGAACGUUCUUCAUUUUUUCUGUGAUUUCGGCUCUAGCAGUGGCGUUUGUGCACUUGUGUGUGCCGGAAACUAAAGGGAAAUCAUUGGAAGAAAUCGAGAUGUUGUUUCAGGAUGGAAGUGAAUUGCAAGGUAGUGAGAUUGAGAUGGGAAAUGCACAGCUUUUGAUGCAAAGGCUAUGA